CCGCGCCCCGCUCCUGCUCCCCGCGCGUCGCCGGCGCCGCGCCAGUCGCCGACAGCACAUCCUUGCGAGCGUGUCUCCUCCCCUCCGGGACUGGACUCCUGAAAAUAUUUCAAAACUGAACAAUUUCAGCCAAAUCGAAGCAUUCUGUCUUCACAGAGGUACCUGUGCCAUUUAGAGGAGCCCCAGCAGGUUGUCAGUCAUGGCAAACCUUGGUUGCUGGCUGCUGGUUCUCUUUGUGGCCACAUGGAGUGACCUUGGCCUCUGCAAGAAGCGGACGAAGCCUGGAGGAGGGUGGAACACUGGGGGGAGUCGAUACCCAGGGCAAGGGAGCCCUGGAGGCAACCGAUACCCACCUCAGGGUGGCGCUGGCUGGGGGCAGCCUCAUGGUGGUGGCUGGGGGCAGCCUCACGGUGGUGGCUGGGGGCAGCCUCAUGGUGGUGGCUGGGGGCAGCCCCAUGGUGGUGGCUGGGGGCAGCCCCAUGGUGGUGGCUGGGGGCAGGGUAGCUCCCACAAUCAGUGGAACAAGCCCAGUAAGCCCAAAACCAAUAUGAAGCAUAUGGCUGGAGCAGCGGCGGCUGGGGCGGUUGUGGGUGGCCUGGGGGGUUACAUGCUGGGCAGCGCCAUGAGCAGGCCCCUUAUUCACUUUGGCAAUGACUACGAGGACCGCUACUACCGAGAGAACAUGAACCGUUACCCCAGCCAAGUGUACUACAAGCCUGUGGAUCAGUACAGCAACCAGAACAACUUCGUGCAUGACUGCGUCAACAUCACGGUCAAGCAGCACACAGUGACCACCACCACCAAAGGAGAGAACUUCACCGAGACCGACGUGAAGAUCAUGGAGCGGAUGGUAGAGCAGAUGUGCAUCACCCAGUACCAGAAGGAGGCCCAGGCCUCCUACUACGAGCCUAGAUCUGCAGCUGUGUUCUUCUCCUCCCCACCUGUGAUCCUCCUCAUCUCCUUCCUCAUCUUCCUGAUAGUGGGAUGAGGAGUUCUUCCUGUAUGCAGCACCCAGUCCAUCAAGCUCAAAGUCGGGGAGGGGGGGGGAUCUGCCUGCAACCCCAUUAGUGGUGGCGUCUCAUUCUUGCUUCUCUCUUUGUCCCCCAUAGGCACUGGGAAGUGUAGGGUAGAUCCAGAUGCUCGUUCUUAAGGUGGGUUGAGGCCUUCUUGGCCCCAUGCUAAUGCCUGGCCAGGAAGAAUGGAGCAGCAAAUAAUCACUAGUUUGUCUAGGCUUAUUUUUGGUCUAGCAACUUCAAAACAGUCCUCAAAAAUUAUGUCUGAGCUCUUCUGUCUUCUCCAGCAUCCCAGACCCAGGGCAUGAAUGCCUGGGCUUAGUACUGAUUGUGCAACAAUGUAGAGAAGUUUUUGUUUGGUCAUCCCUUUUAAGAAAACCUGGCAGCAUCUCUGCCAAAUUUGGAUAGAGGCCGUACGAUACUCGUUUAUUUAUUUUUUUUAAAUGCUGCAAAUGCUUAGCUCUCCAGCCACAGGCUCAGCCCGCUGGAGCACAUGCUUGGAGAUCUGGGGGCAGGGGGAAAGGGGGAUUGCAUAUUGCCUUUUGUCAUUCCAGGGUAAAUAUCUAAAUCGGGUGCAACCCCUGCCCUCCCUCCAGCCAGAGAACAUUGUCAUGGGGUAUGUAGACUGUUUGCAGCAUGAGGCUCUAAGCCUCUGAGAACAGCACCCCUCAACACAGUCUCCAUAGUGGGUAUCCUUUCCUUAGUAACGUAAGUGAUAGAUAACUAAGGCAUCAAAAGAGAAAGAAAAGGAAUUAUCUAUCAUCUGCUCAACACUGAAGGAAAAUCUUUAUUCAUUUUCUGGAAACUGGGAUGCUUUUCACCAUGUUUAGAUGGAAGCAGAUAUUAACACAAAGGAAAGCCAAAAUUGUGAAGGCAGAAUGUUUCUAGACGGUGUGAUAAAGCUGAUAGGAAGUGCUUGUGUCUUCCUUCGGCCUUGUGGCUGUCAAAAACCAGAAUUCCACCACAUCCUUGAUUUCUACAAUUGGUAUUGAGUCAAAGUACAAGGAAAUUAAUCUUCCAAAAAGUAAAGAAUAAAAACCUUAAGUUUCACUCGACAGAAAUACAAUCCACUUCAAGUAGAAAAGGAAAUUCUGUUAAUGUCAUCGAACUAAGGUAAAGUUACUCCCUAAAUUACUCAAUGUUGUCACUUAGUGGAUAUGUGUUACUUUUGGCGAUGUUAUUGGCUUGCCCUGUUGUGGAUAUUCUAUGUAAAAUAUAUAUAAAAGCUAUAUUGCAUAUGAUGGACUUAGAAGUCUUGUUUAGAGCAGUUAACAUCUGCAAUGUCAAACACAUUAAUCGUUUGGUUAGGUACUAAAUACUCAAUAUGUGGGGAUCGUAUUGCGUGGCCCUUAGGCUUACAACUUGCACUGAAUAGUUUUGUAUAAAAAUCCAAAGUGAACGCCUUCACUGGUCUUUGCAAUGUGCAUGUACUUUAUAUUUUCUAUAUUUGUAACUUCGCAUGUACUUAUUUUGUUGUAUAAAAAAUUUAUAAAUGUUUACUAUCUGACUGGAUUAAACAAGCUAAGAUGAGUACCA
This is a messenger RNA of Dipodomys spectabilis (banner-tailed kangaroo rat), 2549 nucleotides long. RefSeq names its product prion protein (gene Prnp). The record is from RefSeq and is a predicted model, not a curated record. Gene Ontology annotation, cellular component: membrane. Gene Ontology annotation, biological process: protein homooligomerization. Lineage: Eukaryota; Metazoa; Chordata; Mammalia; Rodentia; Heteromyidae. The transcript has 3 exons. Bases 200 to 988 code for a protein of 262 amino acids.